UCCUUUUCUCCCGGGCUGGAGCUGCGGGGGGGGCUUCCGAAGCAGCCGGGCUGUGGAGGCGUUAGGGUGUUUAUCGCAUGAGAAAUACCGGCAAUUUGGGGCUCGGAGUUAGCUUGAAGGAGCGGCAAUAGCUGGUCACUCCAGGCCAGGGAGCAGAAUGGAACGAGGUGUGGACGGAUUCCUAGGUUUUCCCUGCUACACUAAUGCUUCGGCUGCCCUGGAAAACGCCAGUGAUGUGAGCGGCAUCUGGGAGGGUUGGCAGCCCGAGGCAAUCAUCGUACCGGUGCUCUUCGCUCUCAUCUUCCUCGUGGGCACGGUGGGGAACUCUCUGGUCCUAGCUGUGCUGCUGCGCAGCGGCCAAAUGAAUAGCACCACCAACCUGUUCAUUCUCAACUUGGGUGUAGCGGAUCUCUGUUUCAUCGUUUGCUGCGUGCCAUUCCAAGCGACCAUCUACACCCUGGACGGGUGGGUGUUCGGCGCUCUGCUUUGCAAGGCAGUUCACUUUCUCAUCUUCCUCACUAUGUACGCCAGCAGUUUCACACUGGCUACCGUCUCUCUAGAUAGGUAUCUGGCUAUCUGUUACCCAUUGCACUCCCGAGAGUUGAGGACUCCUCGGAAUGGGCUGGCAGCCAUAGGCCUCAUCUGGACACUGGCGCUGAUUUUCUCUGGACCCUACCUCAGCUACUAUAGUCAGUCAGAAUUGGCCAACCUGACCGUGUGCCAUCCCGCCUGGAGCGCACAGCAACGUCGAACCAUGGAUGUCUGUACCUUUGUCUUCAGCUACCUGCUGCCGGUUCUCGUACUUAGCCUGACUUACAUUCGAACCCUGCGCUAUCUCUGGCGGACUGUUGAUCCAGUGGCCACUCUUUCCAUAUCCAAGCGCUCUAAGAGGAAAGUGACUCGUAUGAUAGUCAUCGUGGCUACGCUCUUCUGCCUAUGCUGGCUGCCCCAUCACGCCCUCAUCCUCUCGGUCUGGUUUGGCCACUUCCCUCUUACUCGAGCUAACUAUGUGCUGCGCAUUCUCUCCCAUUUAGUCUCUUAUGCCAACUCUUGCGUCAAUCCCAUUGUGUAUGCACUCGUCUCCAAACACUUCCGAAAGGGCUUCCGCAAAAUCUGUGAGGGGCUAUUCUGCCAAGCUCCUCAGCUCAUCUCCCGUAGGGUGAGAGUUGCCCCAACUAGCUCUUGCCAGGGCAACCUAUUGGUUCACGACUCCGUCGCAAUGAUACCUAUUUGCAAAGUAGCAGAUUCUACCAUUUCAGUUCCUGAACAUCCUCGGAGAGAUUCCGUUUUGAACCCUUUACCCGGCCCAUCCUGGAGAGUAGAGAGUGAAGGCUCCCUGUAACCUGUAUAUCCCCUUCAAUGA
Sarcophilus harrisii (Tasmanian devil) is the source of this 1363-nucleotide messenger RNA. It is a transcript of the gene GALR2, whose product is annotated as galanin receptor 2. The transcript has 2 exons. Bases 158 to 1342 code for a protein of 394 amino acids. NCBI's taxonomy places the organism in Eukaryota, Metazoa, Chordata, Mammalia, Dasyuromorphia, Dasyuridae. Gene Ontology annotation, cellular component: membrane. Gene Ontology annotation, biological process: neuropeptide signaling pathway; adenylate cyclase-modulating G protein-coupled receptor signaling pathway. Gene Ontology annotation, molecular function: galanin receptor activity. The record is from RefSeq and is a predicted model, not a curated record.